This is a messenger RNA of Quercus lobata, 2322 nucleotides long. RefSeq names its product TMV resistance protein N-like. The transcript has 5 exons. Gene Ontology annotation, biological process: signal transduction; defense response. The coding region runs from base 1 to 2322 and encodes 773 amino acids. The record is from RefSeq and is a predicted model, not a curated record. Gene Ontology annotation, molecular function: ADP binding. NCBI's taxonomy places the organism in Eukaryota, Viridiplantae, Streptophyta, Magnoliopsida, Fagales, Fagaceae.
AUGGCUUCAAGUUCAUCAUCUUUCCCAAGUUCUUCUAUUUCUUCUACUAGCAAAUGGACGUAUGAUGUUUUCCUGAGUUUCAGUGGUGAGGACACUCGCAAUACUGCUACGGACUUUAUAUAUUAUGCAUUAGUAGAGAAGGGCAUUAACACUUUUAAGGACGAUCAAAAACUUGAGAAAGGAAAAACUAUUAAACCAGAACUCCUUAGAGCGAUCAAAGAAUCCAAAUUUGCCAUAGUCAUUCUCUCAGAAAAUUAUGCAUUUUCCACUUGGUGCUUAGAUGAACUUGUAGAGAUCAUUGACUGCGAGACAAAAAAGGAAAUAACAGUUUUCCCUAUUUUUUACAAUGUGGAUCCAUCUGAUGUGCGAAAACAAAUAGGAACUUUUUCACUUGUUAAACAUGAAAAACAUUUCAAGGAGAAGGUGGAAACAUGGAAAGCUGCUUUGAGUCAUGUGGCCGAUCUUGCCGGAUAUCAUGUAAAGAAUAGUCCUCUCUCUACAGCUAUCAAAAGCAUUGCGGGACUAAUAUCACGAAAAUUGUGUCGUGAAUUCUCAGAAGUUACUGAGGGCUUGAUUGGAAUAGAGUCUUCAUUGUUGGAAUUGGAGUCAUAUUUAGCUUUUUGGUUAAAGAAUGAAGUUCGCUUUAUAGGGAUUUGGGCGAUGGGGGGAAUGGGGAAGACAACCCUCGCCGAAGUUGCCUAUAAGAUGUAUUCUAAAGAAUUUGAAUUAGCUAGGAAGCGUGAUUGGUUUGGUCGGGGUAGUAGAAUUAUCAUAACAACAAGAGAUAAGCACUUGUUAGAGACACAUUUAAUAGAUCAAAUGUAUGAAGUUAAAGCAUUGAAAAAUGAAGAUGCUCUUCAUCUUUUUUGUUCAAAAGCUUUUAAAAACAAACUUGUCCCAGAUGAAUAUUUAAAACUGUCCAAAGGUUUUUUGAAUUAUGUUGCCGGUCAUCCUUUAGCUCUUAUAGUUUUGGGUUCAUUUUUGUAUAAAAGAAGUGCUGUUGAAUGGGAAAAUGAGUUUGAGAAGCUCAAAGAACAACCCAAGCUAGAUGUUAUCCGAGUACUAAAAAUAAGUUAUGAUGGACUUGAAAGGCAAGAUCAAGAAAUAUUCAAAGAUACUGCAUGCUUCCUUAAUCACGAGAAGGAAGAUUAUGUAGUACAAAUACUAAAAAAUCAUCUUGGCCACUAUCUUGGAUUAUCCAAUCUCAUUGACAAAUCUCUCUUGAAAAUUUCUGAAAAUAAUGAAUUGUGGAUGCAUGAUUUAGUAGAAAAUAUGGGUAGGGACAUAGUUCGUCAAGAGUCCCUUGAGCCUGGGGAGCGCAGUAGACUGUGGCUUUAUAAGGAUAUUGAUCAUGUGUUGAAAAACAAUACGGGAACAAAAAACGUUCAAGCCAUGGAUAUAAAGGGAGCCAAGGAUACAAGUAUUUAUCAUGAAGAAAAAGACGCAUGUUGGAGGCCACAAGGGUUAGCUCCAUCUGGUAUUGACUGCAUCUCUAUGACGGAGUUAUAUCUAAGGGGAAAUGAUUUCAUUUCCCUUCCUGAAAGCAUCUCCCAAUUCUCUAGGCUAACACAUCUUUACUUGGAUGGUUGCAAAGACCUCCAAUCAAUACCAAAUAUUCCAUCCAAAGUUGAAUUUAUAUGCCUAGACAAUUGUACCUCACUGGGGAGAUUGCCAGGAUCACCAAAUCAUUUCCACUGGUCAUCUUAUAGGAGUUUCACUGUCCAGUGUUUCAACUGCUUCGAAUUGGCUAACAAUAUUCAAAACUUAAGUAACACGUUUCAGGGACAAAGUAGUCAACAAGUUCCAAAAGGUUAUAUUAUUCCUGGAAGGGAAAUUCCGAAGUGGUUUGAAAAAGCAAACAUAUCUGAUACUUUAGUGGCCUCUCGUUGUUAUUCAUCUGUGGGACCCACUAUAAUAAAAAAAGUGAAGAUACAAUUGCCUGGGUCUGGGUCAGGGUCAGGGUGUGAUGAGUGGUGGGGAAUUGUUUUGUGCAUUGUUUUUAAACCCACCGAGGAGCGUAAUCAUGAUUACCAACUGGACUAUCUCUUUGAAGUGGAUGAAUGCCUAAUGACUUAUUACGCAUUUGGACUUGGAGACCCUACUUUUUUUAUUAAAAUUACGGCAGAAUAUGGAGGGGAAUGGUCUCGUACAUAUUAUACGUCAGAAUAUGUUAAAGUGGAAUCGCAUCAUCUUUGGCUACAUAGUCUGUCCAAGGAAUGUUUACUUCCAACAGAGAUUGAUAAUAAGCGAUUCCAUGAAGUUGAGCUUGAAAUAGAGACCGGGCGCAUGGAGGUGGAGAAAAUUGGGCUUCGUGUGGUAUAA